Neopelma chrysocephalum (saffron-crested tyrant-manakin) is the source of this 4172-nucleotide messenger RNA. It is a transcript of the gene RASSF6, whose product is annotated as Ras association domain family member 6. The transcript is spliced from 13 exons. Lineage: Eukaryota; Metazoa; Chordata; Aves; Passeriformes; Pipridae. Gene Ontology annotation, biological process: signal transduction. The coding region runs from base 2026 to 3051 and encodes 341 amino acids. The record is from RefSeq and is a predicted model, not a curated record.
AUCCUUCACGAUUCUGUGAUGGUGUGAAAUCCCUCAUGUCCUCAGAGUGGGUCUCAGGAUUCCUGGAGCAGGGGAAGCUGUCCCAGCUCAGGCAGGCCCUGAGGAGGUGCUUACAGAGCAUUAUUUGCCCCAUGGCUUAAUUGCCUUCACAUUACCCAGUUGUUAAUUCAAUAGGUGCAGGAAGUGAUUUGGCUGCUUUGUUGCAGGCUUUGGCUGUGUGCCUUUCCACAGCAGGUAUUUAUUUGGCUUGGCACCUGGAGCAGGAGCAUUCCCUGGCAGCAGGCCCAGGAAAGCCAAAGGACAAUUAAAGAGGAGAUGUCUCCUUUCAGCAAGUGAGGGCUUCUCCUCACUGCACGAGAAUGGCUUUGGAGGAUGUGUCCCUGAUACAAGUCUGAGGUGAACAUUUUUCCUGGCCUGGGAACCAUUUAACAUGGGCAAUCUCUGAAAGGGCAGGGCUUUUUCCUUUAGGUUAGGAAUGAAUUAGGUUGUGAUUUGUAAAAUGUCUUGUCACUGCUACCUCCUAAUGUCUGCAGUCAGGGGGUGUGUCCAGCUCAUACCCUCUCUUAGUUUUAUCAUUAUGUUACCUUUUUGACCUCUCCCAAUCCUAUGUUUUGUAGUAUUUCCUGGCUAUAAUGGGAAUAAAAAACCCAAUCCCAGUCUCCAAACCAACAUCCCCCUAAACCUGGAUUAAGACAAUUUCAAUCCAAGUAAGUUUUCAGAUUCAGUGGAGUUGAGUAAUUUUUGAGGGUCUGCUUUGGAUGGUUGUGGUCUUUUGGUUAAAGUGCUGAAAUCAUUUGAGAAAACAGUGACAGGAGAUGGGUGAACCACAAGAAAAUGGGAACACUCGCUGGAAUCAUCACAAAAUCUUUGCAUCUUUCUCUCAUGACAGCCACACUUUAAUCCUGUUUGUUACUUUCAUUGCUUGUGUUGCAAGGAAGGAAAAGCGAAGCAGUCAUACUUGGCUUCCACCCUGGAAGAUACUAAAGCUGCCAUCCCAGGGAAUUCUGUCUUACAGCUCUUUGAGUGCCACGUGCGGGGUCAGCCUUGGGCAGCUUUGGAGUCUGUGGUAAAAUGAACUCCAUUGUUCCUGGCAACAAAAAAUGCCUGCUCUUUGUUGAAAGGAAGGCAAAAUGACAGUGAUAAGUUUGCUCAAUUCUCAGUGAAUUAUCCAAAAUAACACACAAAACAGGGAAAGGGCCACAUAUCCUUUGAGCUUGUUUCAGGAUGUGUUUAGGGAAGGAGGUAUUUGGAGGAAACCCAUCACUAACAUUUUUGAUGAAUGUGAUCACCAGCGAGGACAGAGUGGAUGGUUAUGGCCCCCGUUAUCUUGUGUUUCUCUGUUGGUUUCCCUCCUUUUUUAAAUUUUCAGCUUGCAGGACUCCAAGUUGCCUCAAUACACACAAGGUACAGGAAUAUGUCAAGACAUUGUUUUAAAAAUUAUGGCAGCUAACAUGAGCACAGCAUUUUUUCUUUCCUAAAAUUGCUAGUGAAUGCCCAUCAGGAGUAUGUUGAGGUGCCAGGAGACUAAGCAUACUGGAGGCUUUCUCUAGAAAAUGAGCUCCUGAAAAGAGGAACAUUUGAUUUAAUUUUAAUUCUGCAUUUUUACCUUUGUUUUUCUGCUAAACAUUAGAAAAUUCCCAUAAAAUAAAUAUGAUCAGGACAUUGACUGAAAAAUGUGUUUCACUUUUCUCCAAAUACUGUUCUGCUGUGAGCUAAAAGUUGUUUAAUUUAGAUAAAGUUUGCCAUUAGCAUAUGAAUAUAUACUUGAAUUUGCAGAAUCAUAUGUAUUCUAAUGAAGUUUUUUGCUUUGUUCAAAUCCUCAUUUUUUAGGGGAGUGCUGUUCUAUCAAGCACACUUUCCAUUUGGGUGGCCCUGGCUUGUGUUCCUGGUACACACCAUUUGAAACAAAUUCUUCAGGUAUGAGGGUCGUUGCUGUCAGAGAUGAAGUUCCAAACAGAAGAAAGCAGAAAAUGAGGAGCUGAUGGAAUUUUGACAGCGGGAAUUCAAUUCAUCUCUUCUGAGUAAAUGAAGAAAGUGACUAUGAAAGCACAGCAUCUUCCUUCUGUUUUCAUCAAUGAGGAGAAGUUCAUAACCAGAGAGCAGUUCAGUUUUCUUCUGAAGAAUUAUAACUCUUACUAUUCGGAUCAAGAGAAUCUACAACUGACAUGUAAUCAGCGAGAAGGAAACGCACCAUUUAUUGAAGGAAUCCUGUCAAUAUUUUGGGGAGUGCGACACCCUAUCCGAUUAAAAAUUCAGGAUGAGAAGCUGAUACCCUCUUUUGUAACCCUGAAGUCAACAGGGAGCGUGGAUUUGUUCCCUAGUAAAAGGGGAAUGACUCGCUGGGGAGAAUUUGAUGACCUGCAUCACAUUAGUGGGGAGACGCUGAAGUCUGCUGAGGAGCAGCCAGACCUCGAGCAAAGUUAUCCAUGUUAUGAAAGCCACACGCUGAAGCCCAGGAGUGAGCAGGAGCACGACUGUGCCACCCUGCCCCGGACCAGCAGCGAUGCCGCGGCCGUGCGGAAGAGGACCAAGCUCCCCACAGCAGCCAGGACAGAAGGAGAAACUCACAGGUUCUCAAUCAAUGGCCACUUCUACAACCACGAGACAUCAGUUUUCACUCCGGCUUUUGGAUCAGAAACCAAAAUAAGAAUCAACAGCCACAUGAGAACCAGACAUGUGAUAGAACAGCUGCUUCGCAAGUUUAAGAUAGAAAACAGCCCCCAUGAAUUUGCACUUUACAUUAUCCAUGCAUCUGGAGAAAAGAAGCAGCUGAGGAGUGGAGACGUCCCCUUGCUGCACAGGCUGCUGCAGGGGCCCUCGGAGAAGAUUGCCAAGUUCUUUCUCAUGGAUGGGGACGUGGAAGAGAUCAGCAGUGACGUUGCUCAGUACAUUCCAUUUCAUCUUCCCUUUUUGGAAUCAAUUUUGCAUAGAAUAAAUAAAGAGGAGGAGCAGGAGAUUCAACAGACAAUAGCAAGGUACCUGAAAGAGAAGAGCCUGAUACGGCAACACCUUCGCAGUCGAACUGUUAGAAAAACAGAGACCACAGUUUGAUGGGAACAGCCCCUUGGGAACAGCCCCCUGGGUGUGCGGAGGGGCAGUCGCUGUGCUGCUUGUUUCUGGGGGCUGGGACUGAGGAGCACUUCAAGCUCAGGCUGUGCAGAGGGAGGGAGUUUCUCCUGAGCAUUAAACAGCCGAAACUGCCCCCACUGCUGCAGCGCUGGGAUGCGGGUUGGAACCACCUAAGGAGAUGCACUACAUCCCCCAAACAACAGAUGCUCAAUCUGGCUUGGAACUUAGGGAAAAAUAUGCCCUGAAAAGCCCAAGGCUUUAAACUCUGCUGAUGUACAACCCGUUACCAAGAGGCUGGCAUAGAAAAAUAUUGCAAUAACCACUGUGUUAAUAGAAAAUAUGCAAAUUAAGUAUAUGGUUAUUAGAGAAAUGUGAAAUUAUACUAGCAGAAAGCUUUUCAUAGAGCCAAGUGGCAGAAGGUAUUUAUGUAUUUAAAACAGCAGGUAGGAUUUUCACUUAACUCAUAGAAUAUCCAUGCGAGAUGCCUGAAAUCCCACUGGCUUCAGGUUGGUGGAUGCUGAACCUGCUUAAGCUUUGAGCUACGGUUGGAAAAACAUAAUUGGCAGCCUCCCACAUACAAUUUGCUCAGCUCUUAACCAUGAGAGGGUGUUUAUCCCUGAAAUGCCUUGUGAAAUGCAAAAGAAGAACUGUCACUGAACACUGGUGGGUCCUGGAAGGCAUCUCAGUAGUUUUUGCUGCUGUAGUAAGUGAUUCUGUGGUUCUUCCAGUGUUUUCUGUUUGAAAGGGAAUGGAGAAGUGCUCGGUGAGAGCCUGAAUGUCACAGCCAUGGAGGGUUGGGCUCGUGGCCUCCCCAUGGAUGCAGUUUGGGUCCAGCCCAGCCCCAGCUAGGGCACAGCAGCCAAUGCCAGGCACUGUCUGGUUGAGUUGUGUUGGAUAUUAAAGCUCAAAUUACAGAGAUGCAAAUAAAAUAAAUCGUGUGCAGUUGAUGUUCCUCCUGCAUUAGCCGGUUGUUUUUACCUGGUAUCUGUGACUUACCUCAGCUGCCUUUGCCUUGUGCAGGUAACAAACAGUGAGGGAGGAAAUGAAUGAGCAGAAUGUGUUGCCUACAAAUCCUGUGGAAUAAAUCAAAUUAUAAAACUUUA